Molecule: messenger RNA, 315 nt
Organism: Uncinocarpus reesii 1704
Lineage: Eukaryota; Fungi; Ascomycota; Eurotiomycetes; Onygenales; Onygenaceae
Exons: 1
Coding region: 1-315 (104 amino acids)
Source: RefSeq, a predicted model, not a curated record
AUGGCCACCGGCUCGUUACCGCCCUUCGACCUGUCACUCAAGGGUAAAUACACGAGAAAGGUCGCGAACAACUCUGCCCUCCAUUGUGCAAAUCUUUUCGCAGAAAAUCUGUCAGGGGGAAACACAACUGGCGAGUCGAAAUUGGUUGUCAGACGAGUGUUCUCCGUACGAGGAUUUGCUUCUGUCGCGGAACAGGGAUUGAAGCUGGGGUGGCUUGCUGAAGUGACAGGUGGUCUGUUUGGCGGUGGGAAGACAAGUGAGAUGAUGACCUGGAUCGCAAGCAGAAAGGGACCAGCUGCAGUGCUGCGUCAGUGA